Trichoderma harzianum CBS 226.95 is the source of this 1500-nucleotide messenger RNA. RefSeq lists its product as hypothetical. The coding region runs from base 118 to 1197 and encodes 359 amino acids. The record is from RefSeq and is a predicted model, not a curated record. NCBI's taxonomy places the organism in Eukaryota, Fungi, Ascomycota, Sordariomycetes, Hypocreales, Hypocreaceae. The transcript is spliced from 2 exons.
CAAAAAUCGAAACGGAACCGCUAGUUGCCCACUCGUACUCGUACCGUACGUAUCGACUUACUGCUGUUGCAGUGCCCUAACGCAACUUGCAAGGACCAAAAAAUUAUCACUUUAGUCAUGGCCUUGGUCGACGCUUACUACGUCUUCAGGGCCUUUACUGGCCUUGGGUUUUACUCGCAAUGGAUUGUCAUGAUGCAGAACGGCUCUUUCAUGACAAUGCUUUGGACCAAUCUGAAAGGAGUGUUUCCCACUGGCACCCCUGUCAAGACUUCCUGGACAGGCAUUUGGCCCGUUGACUUUGUUCUCGGCCUGCUAGUUGUCUUUUUUGGCGCCGUCAACAACGUGGCAGACUUGAGCGAUCUUGGUCCAUUCCUGAUGCUGGUGGAUCUCGUCUUUGCACUGGUUGUCUUCAACAUCAUGACAUUGGUUGAAGAUCGACGAAACAGGAAAACAGGUCCACUGAGAUAUCCGGCGGUAUGGCAGUUCUUGUGGAACUGGUGUGGCGCGGCUUCCGUGCUCCCCGUGUAUUGCCACCUGUACGUGUCCAAGAGACUAGGCAGCAAGACUUCGCUCCUCUCAAACGACCAGGCCCAGGCCCUACCACUUACGGCACUCUGGAGUAUCGUCAUUUCGCUCCCGCUCUUGCUUCCUUCAGCCCUGGGAGCCCAGCCGUUUGAUAUCCAGGAUGGCGUGGUAGUCUGGUUCUUUGGCCCUUUCUUCCUGGGCCUGUUCCAAGACCUUGUCAGCGUCCUGUUUUCUGGAGAAAACUACAAGGGAAUUCGCAAGCCAGUGACUCUCGCUUACUGGAUUGUUGGCCUCACCAGCGCUGUGGUCCACAUUGGAGUUGCAGUGUGGGCUUACACUGCUCCCGAGUUAUCGUGGUAUCGCGUUUACUGGCCUAAUCAUGCUGCUGUCAUAGCUGACAGCCCGACUUACAUGACUGAAGGUGCAAUGCUCUUCAUGCAAUAUGACCAUGUCCUCAUCUACCUGUGUGUGAUCGGCAUGGGGCUGUACAUGCUCAGUCCUCAGAAGGCUAUAACUUCUACCUUUCUGGGAGAGAAGAUCAGGGCGGGCUGGCCGAUGGUAAAACUCACUGCCAUUACCGCAGCUGCAGGGCCCGGAGCGGGUCUGGCAUGGCUGAUGUGCCACAGGGAAGGGGAGUUGGAUGCGGCAGCCGAACAGAGGAAACGCAGAUGAAUAGGCGAAUUUGUUUUGUUGAACACUAGCAGGAAUUGCCGUAGCUGGGGCUCGGAUGGUUAAUGACCGAGAGGCGGAAGUCUAGCCCGUAGGAGCUGCAUGUAAGCGAAGUAAGCAAGGGGACAUGGGGCUGUAUCGUUGAACACGGUGGAUACAGUAAUGGAGGAUGUGGCUGAGAGGUAUAUUUUGGCAUAAUAGGAAUUCCUUAUAUGUACAGAUAAUGCAACAUGCAUGCAUGAAACAGACUGAUACCUUCCUAGAGCAUUGGUAGUUUGUGAUGUUGUUGGCGAACAAUCAAACCUC